AUGAACACACAGCAUAGGAACAACGUUUCUGAUGAUUGUCAAUCCAUUAAUCUACGACAUCAUAACACGCGAUCAUCAAAACCCUCAGAUCACGGAAGAGAAAGCAGCUCCGCAUUGCCUAUCCCAACAGAUCUCAUAAUCGACAUCUUCUCGAGGCUGCCGUUGAAGUCAAUAGCCAUAUGUCGCUGCGUAUCGAAGACAUGGGCCUCCACGCUCCGCCGCCAAGAUUUCACCGACUUUUACUUAAGAAAAUCCUCUACUCGCCCGCAGAUCUUGCUCGCACCGGUAAAAAAUCGUGAGCUGUUCUUCUUCUCUUCACCACAGCCUCAAUAUCUGCAGGAGAACUUGCCUUCUGUAGUCGCCAACUGUCAUAUGAAGUUGUCCUUUGGUGGUUUCGGUGAAAUUCGUUGUGGUCGUCCUGUCCAUGGUUUGGCUUGUCUUAGGCAGUUGCGGGUCUCAGAGGGAGAGAGGGAGACAGUGUUAUUUAUAUGUAACCCUAGCACCAGACAAGUCUUACAUUUACCCAAAGUAAAGACGAGUAGACCUGUCGUGAAGAGCAUGUUUGGGUAUGAUCCGAUUGAUAAACAGUUCAAGGUAUUGUGCAUGCCACGGUUUAACGAUGGAAGAGACUAUCACGAGCAUCAAGUUCUGACACUAGGAGCUCCAGACCGGUCAUGGAGAAUGCUCGAGUGUUGCAUUCCCCAUUAUGGUGAUCCACCUAAAGAGAUAUGUAUCAAUGGCGUUUUGUAUUAUAAAUCAAUUAAUAAGUCGACAGAGACUUAUUUAAUAGUUUGCUUUGACGUUAGGUCUGAGAUGUUCAGUUUUAUUGAAGUCAAGGUAACACUACAGAGAGCACUGCUCCGUGGUGCUCUGAGAAACUGCAAUGGUAAAUUAGGCUUAUUUAUUUCUGAAGAUAAUGGGUAUUUUCGAAGCUCUGUUAGUGAAAGAAGUACAAGUGUUCAACUGUGGGUUCUAGAAGAUGUCGAAAAACAAGAAUGGUCGGAUCAUAUCUACUUAUUGCCAGCUUUGUGGAAGAAUCUAGUUGGAAGAGACUGUUUAUUCUUUGCUGGAGUGACUCUGACAAACGAGAUUGUGUUGGCGCCGAGCUUUUCAUCCUACCCUUUCUACCUUUACUACUUAAAUACCAAGAGGAACACUGUCGUCGCAAGACUUGUUGAAAUCCAAGGAAUAGAUGUGUCUGACUAUUAUAUGGAUCACGUCGUUUUAGAUCAUGUGGAGGACGUGAAGCUCUAUGAUGUUUAG
Messenger RNA from Brassica rapa (field mustard), 1263 nucleotides. Its product is annotated as F-box protein DOR-like. Gene Ontology annotation, molecular function: protein binding. The record is from RefSeq and is a predicted model, not a curated record. NCBI's taxonomy places the organism in Eukaryota, Viridiplantae, Streptophyta, Magnoliopsida, Brassicales, Brassicaceae.